Molecule: messenger RNA, 4793 nt
Organism: Myotis brandtii (Brandt's bat)
Lineage: Eukaryota; Metazoa; Chordata; Mammalia; Chiroptera; Vespertilionidae
Gene: GATB
Product: glutamyl-tRNA(Gln) amidotransferase, subunit B
Exons: 13
Coding region: 33-1706 (557 amino acids)
Biological process (GO): mitochondrial translation; glutaminyl-tRNAGln biosynthesis via transamidation
Molecular function (GO): glutaminyl-tRNA synthase (glutamine-hydrolyzing) activity
Source: RefSeq, a predicted model, not a curated record
GGCUGCGUCAAUUGACGGACGCCGGAGGGGCAAUGGCGGCGCCCGUGCUGCGCUGGUGCUGUCCCGCAAGGCGUUGGAUUUUAGCCAACAUUGACCGCGGUCCUCGCCACGGAAGAGGGGCUCCGACUGGGUCCAGGUCCAGCGGGAAAAGGGGACAGAGCUCAGUGGCUCAGCAGCCCCUCGUCACGGCCCAGAAGCCGAGGAAAGGUGAACACCAGUGGGCAGCCGUGGUGGGUUUGGAAAUCCAUGCCCAGAUUUCCUCCAACUCGAAACUCUUCUCUGGAUCCCAAGUCCACUUUGCAGCACCUCCAAAUUCUUUAGUAUCUUUUUUUGAUGCAUCUCUGCCUGGAACUUUGCCGGUUCUCAACAGGAGGUGUGUAGAGGCGGCAGUGAUGACAGGCCUGGCACUGAACUGCCACAUAAACAAGAAGUCCUUGUUUGACAGGAAGCACUACUUCUAUGCAGACCUCCCUGCAGGCUACCAAAUUACCCAGCAGAGGCUCCCAGUCGCUGUGAAGGGCAGCUUGGCGUACAGCAUCUGUGUGGGGAAGAAGCGGAAUCAGGUGAUCAACAAGACAGUGAGGAUCAAGCAGAUCCAGCUGGAGCAAGACAGUGGCAAGAGCCUUCACGAUGACCUGCGGUCCCAGACGCUCAUUGACUUGAACAGGGCUGGAGUGGGCCUUCUGGAAGUGGUCCUGGAGCCCGAUAUGUCCUGUGGAGAAGAGGCAGCAACAGCUGUCAGGGAGCUGCAGCUGAUACUUCAAGCCCUGGGGACCAGCCAGGCAAACAUGGCAGAGGGCCAGUUGAGGGUGGAUGCUAAUAUAUCUGUGCAUCGCCCUGGGGAGCCUUUGGGUGUUCGAACUGAAGUGAAGAAUCUCAACAGUGCCAGGUUCUUGGCCAAAGCAAUAGACUAUGAAAUUCAGAGGCAAAUCGAAGAACUUGAGAAUGGAGGAGAAAUUCUGAAUGAAACUCGCUCCUUUGAUUACAAGCUGGGAUGCACCGUGCCGAUGAGAGACAAAGAAGGAAAGCAAGACUACAGGUUUAUUCCCGAGCCCAACCUGCCUCCCCUGCUACUCUACGACUCAGCCUCUCUGCCUGCUGGCGUGGACCCACAGCAAGUGAUCAAUAUCGACCAGCUUCGAGAGCAGCUCCCUGAGCUCCCCAGUGUGACCCGGGAGAAGCUCGUCCAGCAGUAUGGGAUGCUGCCGGAACACAGCCUCACCUUGCUGAAUGAAGUUGGCCUACUGGAGUUCUUCCAAAAUGUGAUGAAAGAAACUAGGGCAGAGCCCAAAAAAGUGACUAGUUGGGUCCUCAACACUUUCCUGGGUUUUUUAAAGCAACAGAACCUUGCUGUCAGUGAGAGUCCUGUCACACCUUCUGCACUGGCCGAGCUUCUCAACCUACUGGACCAGAAAGCAAUUUCUUCAGCAGCAGCUAAAAAGGUGUUUGAGGAGCUAUGGAGGAGCGGAGGGAAGACUCCAGCACAGAUAGUUUCAGAAAAGAGGCUUGAACUAAUGCAGGAUCAAGAGGCCCUGGAACAGCUCUGCCAAGCCACAAUGGAGGAACAUCCUCAAGUGGUAAUGGAUCUGAAGAAGGGAAACCCCAGAGCUAUAAAUAAACUGAUCGGCUUGGUCCGAAAAGCGACUCUCAACCGAGCAGACCCGACUGUGAUAAAGGAGAUGCUGGAGAAGCAGCUGUCAUCAUGAGAUAUUUCGGUCCCUCUGCCUGAGGGAGAUAGUGGAGCCAUACACAGAACCGGAGCCUUGAAACCCAACGUCUGUGAGUGAGCUCAACAUGCUGGCAUCCCCAAUCCCUGGGCCUCGGGUGCCACCCCCACAGGCCAGCAGCCUCACCUGUUUGCAUCAUUGACAUCAAAACGACUCCAUCAUAGCUGCAAAGGUGGUUAAGAACUAGCACAUUCUAGUGCGUAAUAAUUCUGAACUAAAUGAGACAUGCUGUUUCCGAUACUGUUACCUUUCUAAGAAAAAGUUCAUUACGCAGUUCUUUCAACAAAUAUUUCUGAGCACAUCCUAAGGGCCAGCAGUGAUCGAAAGAGACCAGAAUCUGGGUGCAGUAUUUUAGACCUAAAACAAGGGUGAUGAAGAGGAAAGAGGAAGACAGCAAGAUAAAUCCAUUGACAGUGUAGACAGUGUGUUUAGAUUGGUCUUUGUUAGGGCAGGGAAGGAGAAUGUUAGUCACCCAUCCACUGAGUAGAAGUGGUGCCUGUUCAACGCCCUAGGAAGCCAUGCUCUGAGAAUGGAUUUUUUUCUUUUUGGUAAAAUAGACAACAGAAGUUUUCAAAUAAAUUUAAUGAAUAAAAUAUGUACUGAAAUACCACAUUAAAAAUUAACAUACACUUUAAAGAUUGCGCAGUUGACAAUUCCCCUGCCCCCUCAGGCCAAAAGAGAUAAAAAGAGAAAUAAGUUGUAACAUUAAAUUGAUCUGUUUUGCCUGGAAAGAAUAAGAUUAUAAACUGACAAAUCAAAAUUUUGACCUUUAAUGGUAAUUGUGGUGCCGUUAACAGCAUCUCCGUGAAGUCGGGUGCCUUUGCCGCUGUUCUCAUGACAGUAAUACUAUUUCUGUCCAUCGCACUGGGACGCCCCUUUAUCCAUUUUAUUGCCUUUUUACCUCUGACUCACAAUGCUUAAAGACCAGUUUUGUAAGUGGUGGUUUUUAAAAGCACAUGUCAAAUUGUGACAUAAAUGAGAGAGGGAACAUUUUGGAAGCCCUACUUUUACACUGAAUUCUUUAGCCUACGAAGAAAAGUAUAAACAUUGCCAGCAUGAAUGGUGCUCCAGUGGCAACUGGAGAAAAGUGGACCUUCCCUCAUCACCAGUUUAGCAGUGAAUGUCACAGACGCAGGACUUCCUAACUAGGUAAUGAAAGAAGCGUCCCUCUGGCUGAUUUAGAAUUAGAAUAUGUUAUACCACCCAGGAAGCCAUGUGCCCCACAUUCUGUCCCAAUACUGACAACCACUGGGCCUAAAAGUAAAGUAUUACCACUGAACCUCUUUUCUUUUCAAGAGAGAAAGGCAAGUCCAUUCUCUCUCACCACACAAGUCUCGGAAUUAAUUACAAACAGGCAAGGGCAGUGUGAGGUUGGAAUCUGGCAGGAUCAUUAUUUUACAAAGGUCUGGCUUCUUAGUCAUCAAACUUUACAGAAUGCACUGGAGGAGCUUUUCAAACCAUUGGAAAUCAAGGGCUGGCUUAAACUGUUAUGUCAAGUGCACGCUGUAUUAUGGACUGGCCAUUCCCAGAGCUUCACCAAGCUGACUGUGGUCCAACUCUGAUGGCUGCUGCGGUACUGAAACCCUAAAAAUCAGACUGUUGUGUGGUUAUAACUGCUUAUGAGAAAAAGAAAAAUCCAACCACAGCUCAGAUACCUUACUUGGAACCUGACUAGAUAUUUGGAAGAUAUGUUCACGUACCCUAAGAAAUCCACCAAAUCUGGCUCUGCUCAUAAUAGGCCUCAGAGAAAUACAAUGUUAAAUACAGUACUUCUUUGCAAGGGUAUGAUUUAGUCUGUUUGUUUGCUAUUUAGGGGCAAAUCUCAUUAAAAUGUAUAAGCUGUCGGAUUCCAAUGACAGAUGGCAAUGGCUUCACCUGUGGCACCAUAGGUGAAGCCAUUGCCAUCUGUCUUUGGAAUCCGCACACCUGUAAGCUGGGAGGGGAAUGUGUUAGAAACAGGCUGUCCCCCAGGUCAGCCUGGCCAGGUGCAGGCUAUGUGUUGUGUUGCUUGAGGAGGUUGCUUGGUUGGUUAUGGUGGGAGGGGAGGAAUGUCAGCCUCAGGACUCACCGUGCUUCUUGGCACAGAAUAAGUACUUAGUAAAAGUUCAUUAAUUUAUAAAAUGAAAUGAAUUUGUUGGGGGGCCCCUUUGUAUGAGAAGUUGGUGCCCACUUUGUUGGAUCUCUUCGUCUAGGAAGGAGCUUCCUGUCUGCAGGCCUGUGCAUCACGGUGAACUGUUCCUACCUGUCAAGGUGCAGGUAGCCCAGGAAAAAGCAUGUUGAUCAUUAUUUAUGCCAAGUUAAGGAUGUGUUACCUGAGCUUCACACACUGCCCAUCUUUUUUGUAAUUAUUGCUAACCUUUACAAUAAGAAGGUUGGAAGAAGGCCAUGAAAUUUUUGAAAGUAACACAUCCUCCUGGGGCUUUGAGUUAGCUGGUUAAUUCAAUGUACAGCUUAUGGCCACCACCCACAAUUUGUUGUGUUUUUCAUUUCUGUUGCAUUUAGCUGCAUCAUUCAAGGAUUCCGCAUGGUGACUAUUUUGGAAAAGAACACUAAAUCUCUCUGAAAGGCCAUGUUCCUUAUUACAGAAGCCGCGUGGAAACGGCCGCCAUGCUUCUUCAGCAGAUUGGAGACAAAUGCACCCGGGGAUUGUUAAAGAAGAGAGCUGACCCCCGAUUGUGAAGUGCAACGCAUCUGACUAAAAUCCAAUCUCACUGCCUGCCUUCAUCAAACAACUUAGCAGAAAUCAAUUAAGUAACAUUGUCAGUACCAAAUUCCCUCUUUUAAAUGUCUCCAGGGCAAAAAAGGGCUAGUUAUAGGUGGGCCUUGUGUAGACUUGUGCCAGUGAAAAGUCAGCUGAUGCGCUAAACAGCACAGACUUCUGCAGUCUCAGCUCCACGAAAUUUAUAAUUUGGCCUAAGAGCUUCCAUCACUCUUGUCAGGCUCUGCAAUGACAUAGGAAACCUAAGUGCCCCCAGAGGUGCCUAAAGGACAUACUGAACUCGUGCUGGCAGAACCUACGAGCAGCCUUGCUACUUGUGAGUGACAGCGAGUUAGGUCAGCUCACAU